This is a messenger RNA of Dromiciops gliroides (monito del monte), 3103 nucleotides long. RefSeq names its product proline-serine-threonine phosphatase interacting protein 2 (gene PSTPIP2). The transcript has 15 exons. Lineage: Eukaryota; Metazoa; Chordata; Mammalia; Microbiotheria; Microbiotheriidae. Gene Ontology annotation, molecular function: actin filament binding. The record is from RefSeq and is a predicted model, not a curated record. Gene Ontology annotation, biological process: actin filament polymerization. Gene Ontology annotation, cellular component: cytoplasm; plasma membrane; actin filament. Bases 53 to 1069 code for a protein of 338 amino acids.
ACUCAGUCCUGCUAGCUGGACCUUAGUCUCUCGCUGCCAAUACUCGAACGUCAUGAAAUCGGUUAAAUUCAGGGAGAACUUCUGGUGUCCCCACUUUCUCAGCACAGUUGGUUAUGACAGCAUUAUUCAACAUCUGAAUGAGGGCCGGAAAAACUGCAAGGAAUAUGAAGAUUUUUUAAAAGAAAGGGCAGUGAUUGAAGAAAAGUAUGCCAAAGAUCUGAUCAACCUCUGCCGGAAGAAACCCUGUGGGCAAAGUGAAAUUAACACCUUGAAGAGGGCCUUGGAAGUCUUCAAGCAGCAAUUAGACAAUGUGGGACAAUCUCAUCUCCAGCUAGCACAAAUGCUACGGGAAGAAGCUAGGAAGAUGGAAGAAUUCAAGGAAAGGCAGAAAAUACAAAGGAAAAAGAUAGAAGUUUUGAUGGAUAACAUGCACAAACAAAAACAAUUACAAUAUAAGAAAACUAUGGAUGUAAAGAAGAUCUAUGAACAGAAGUGCAAAGAUAAAGAUGAGGCAGAACAGGCAGUGCAUCGGAAUGCAAAUGUAGUAACUCCAAAACAACAAGAGAAGCUCUUUGUGAAAUUGGCCACUUCAAAGACUGCUGUAGAAGAUUCUGACAAAACAUACUUGUUGAACAUCAAUUUGCUGGAGAAAAUAAGGGAAGACUGGCAAAAUGAACACGUCAAAGCCUGUGAGUUCUUCGAGAUUCAAGAAUGUGAACGAAUAAACUAUUUCCGGAAUUCGUUGUGGAUACACAUGAAUCAGCUCUCAAAUCUAUGUGUCAUAAGUGACGAGAUGUAUGAAGAAGUCCGUAAGAGUUUAGAAAUGUGUAGCAUUGAAAAGGACAUUGAAUAUUUUGUAGUUCAGAAACAGACUGGACAAGUGCCGCCAGCACCCAUUUUGUAUGAGAAUUUCUAUAACUCCCAGAAAAAUUCAGUAUCGGGACGAAAUCCUGGACCUAAUGUGGGAAGGAGAGGACCUCUACCAAUUCCUCAGACUACAUCAGAGGAUGGUAAUUACUGCUUGGUGACUGAAUGCAAUAUUAACUCUAACCAACACCAAUGGAACUAAAGACUCUCAACUUGAUGCUUCUUUGACUAUAAAGAGUCAAUUCGGAGUGGAUUUCGCUGCCAUUUUGCAUCAGUCAUGAAGACUUUGAAGUGAACUGUUUCUUCUAUAGUUUUUACUAUUUUAAAUUGAUGGUCAAGUUUUUGUUGUACUUGUCAUGGAUGGGAUAUGAAAGUUCCUUGAAGACUCUAUAAGAUCCAGGCAGAAGAGAGUCUUCUUCCUAAUCAAUGUUAGCAAUUGUGGAUAAUCUUUUGUUUUCUGCUUGGAAGCUAUGAAACAUUCAUAGAAUGGAGAUUUGAAUCUUUGUGUAGCAGAAACAUCAGCUGAAGGGUCAUCAGUGUGAAAGUUCCUUCUUGGUAUCAGAGAUAAUUUUACUAAGAAAAAAAGAAGUUCUGUUAUUCCUACAAGGUUUUUCAGUAAUGGGACUAUUUCAUUGGUGGAGGAAUCAGAACCUUAGAGCUAGAAGGGACUUUAGAGAUUAUUUCCUCCAGUCUUUUCACUUUUUAGGUGAGGAAACUGAGGCCUAGAAAGGUUAUAUGAUUAUCCAAGGUGCAACAGCUAAUGGUAAAGUUAGGACUAAGAUGUAGAUCUCCUGGUUUCCACUACAUCUGUUUUCUCUCCCUUCCUUAAUGUGACCAGUGAUAUUACUGCUGACAUUUAACCUAAUUUCCUGGCUGCUUUACUGUUGAAAAAAAAUUAGGACUGGUCAGGACCUAUGAUUUCAUCAGUGAAAACAACUUGUGGUAUGGAAAUUCUUUCUACUAAUGCAGUUGAGAAACUUAUCGGUAACUUAAAAUCUUAAAAAAAAUUGUUUGGGGUACUGAAUAAUUUAAGUGAUUACCUUGUGUUUGUCAGAGUCAGAAUUUGAACCCAGCUUUUCCCAAUUCUGAGGCCAGCCUUUUCUAUACUACACUGCACUGCACUGUCUUUAUUGAAAAUACCAAGAACUAGGGGGCAGCUGGGUGGCGCAGUGGACAGAGCACCGGCCCUGGAGUCAGAAGUACCUGAGUUCAAAUCUGGCCUCAGACUUAACACUUACUAGCUGUGUGACCCUGGGAAAGUCACUUAACCCCAAUUGCCUCACUAAAAAAAGAAAAAGAAAAAGAAAAAAAAAAGAAAAUACCAAGAACUAAAGUGUCACUUAUUGUUAGGAUAGAUCACUGAUCAUGUGUGUAGUCUAUUGAUUCUUCUUCAUAAUAAUUUUGGUUUUUCUCAUGGAAAAAAGUAUGUGUAAAUGUAUGUAUACAUAUAUAUGAAUAUAUAUGUACAUCCAUCAAACACCCACACAUAAAUUGAUAUAUGCAUAUACAUUGUACAUUUAACAUGUGUGUGUAUGUAUUUUUUAGUAUAUAUACAUGCAUAUACACUGGACAUUCAGACAUAUGAACUUCACGCUUCAAGGGACACUUUGGUCCUUCUGAAGUAUAAUAUCCAAAUUGAUAGGGGUAUUGCCACAUAACUUCUAGAAAACUUCUAGCACUCUCAAGAUGCUCAAUAAAUUUUAACUACCAACUUAAAAUAAUAAUAGCAUACACAUAAAACUUUUUUCUUUAGCAUGCUCUAAAUGCUAACGCAAAAGAUCCAUGUUAUUCUGCAAACUGCAAAUUGAUGCUCGAGCACUUUCAUGAAUUAAACUGGUUGAAAGCAAACUAAAUACCGGUUAUUUUCUUAUACAAGUGCCUAGUGGAUCUGAGGGAGUCAAGGCAGGAAAGUUGCAGAAACUGAACAUCCUUUUGUGGUCAUUUCACCAUAGUAAAAAUGGAGAAAUUAAAGUGUGAUAAAGAUAAUCAACUUCCUCAAACCAAAAAAAAAUGUCAAAAUUUUCCUGUUGGGGGAACUUAAAAAAAAUUUAUUUAUUGUUGACUUCCUCAGGGAUUUCACCUUUUUCUUUAUCUAUUGGAACCUCAAAUAUGAAGUCUAUAAUUAUAUGGAAGGGUUGAUUUAAAGGGUUGAAUGCUUUUAAGAAAUGUUAAGAGUUAUUUCUAUUUUACUUUCUAUUUGUAAAGAUUUUUUGGAAAGAAAAUUAAAUUAAUUGUA